This is a messenger RNA of Zygotorulaspora mrakii, 1299 nucleotides long. RefSeq names its product Mtf2p (gene MTF2). Bases 1 to 1299 code for a protein of 432 amino acids. The record is from RefSeq and is a predicted model, not a curated record. Gene Ontology annotation, cellular component: mitochondrion. NCBI's taxonomy places the organism in Eukaryota, Fungi, Ascomycota, Saccharomycetes, Saccharomycetales, Saccharomycetaceae. The transcript has a single exon.
AUGCUACGCAUUAAGGGUUUGGUAAGACUUUUUGAAUGUCGCAAUCUCCACCAUUGCAAUGUUGCUAGACAAAAGGUCGACCGGCCAGAUGCAAGUCGAAUAGGACAAGCAAAUCAUUUCAAAGAUGAGGAGGAUGUGACUAGUGUCCAAGAGAGAGCCCUGUUCGAACAAGUUUUUGAGAAUAUUAUGAAAAAGGAAGAACUGCGUAAAAAAAAUUCCAGUGACAUUUUUCUGGAUGCAUUUUCGAUCGAUACAAGCGAUGGCAGGUCAGAAAAUGGAAGUGAUGGAAAGCGGUUGCAGGUGGUGUUUGAAAAGAAAAAUGAAGAGAUACAAGCAACGGAUAAAAAGCUUUUCGACUUCUUCAAAAACACCAGUGGAAAUAGCGGCUCGGGUGAUAUAGGGGAAUCCGCUAAAUUGACGACGGACGAUAUAAGGAAUUAUCCCGUCUCAUUGGUGUCAAGCAUAUUCGCCGAUACGCAUGAAAAAAAUGCCAAUGAGACAACAUCACUUUCAUCUGGAAAGUUUCUAAAAAAUAUGGUUGAGUCGCCAACGAAGGAAAUUCGAUUCCAAACCGGAUUAGAUUUGAGACUGAGUAAAGAAGUUCUCAAAAAACUUGAAGCCAAAGAAAGAUUCAAAGCUGCCAUUGGAGAUGUUUUAAAACCUUAUCUUUCACUAACCUAUGAGAAAAUUGAGACAGAUUAUGACUUAUUAGAAUACGUACGAACUCUGUUGCAUCAGUAUACGAACAGAGACAAGUCAAGCGAUGUUACCGAGAUCAGCUCACCGGACAGUAUCCUUACACAAAUAAGUGAACAAUGUGAAGUUAACAAUAAAGUGUUACCGCAGCCUUACAGAAUAACAUUACCGUACAUUUUAGUGAAUUUACUGCAAUGCAAAGAGUUCAAUUUCCCCUCCGAGAGAAACUACACCAUAGCUUCAUAUAUUUACAGGGAAUGCAAGAGAAAUGCGGACAUAUCACUAUAUCUUAAUGUUUGUAAUGUCGACUUUUACAAUUUAUUACUCAAGCUGUCCUGGGAUAACUUUAGAGAAAUACAUCAGCUAAAACAGCUUACUACGGAAAUGAGUAUAAAUGGGAUAAGAGGUGAUAUUCAUACAAUAGAAAUACUUGACAAAGUUGUUCAUGAUCUAAGACAUUUAAACGACGGUAUCUUCGACGAAGAGACGGGGAAGAUUGAGGGGAAUCAAUUAGCCAUCGGAGUAGUAUGGUGCAGAGAGAAUAGCAUGGACUUGAUGACUGUGGAAAACUAUUUAAAAAAACUAAAAGAGAGCCUCAUAUAA